AUGCCGACAUCCACCAGCCCUUUCCCAUCUCAAUUCCCAAUCCCUCGCUCCGGUAUCCUUACCACUCCGACUGGUGAUCGGCAUAUUCCUCCAUCAACUCGCGCCGACGGCUCCCUCCGCAAAGAAAUCAAGAUACGACCUGGCUACAGGCCCCCUGAAGAUGUCGAAGUCUACAAGAACAGGACGGCCGAGGCAUGGAAGACAAGAGGAAGUGGCGGUGUUCCUGGCGCCGAGGGUCUGAAAGAUUUAGAGGAUGGAAAGUCAAGCACGGGAAAGAAUGCUAAGAGAAGAGAAGCGAGGAAGAAGGCAAAGGUUGCGGAGGGCGAGGAGGAGAAUGAGAGUCUUGUGAACGCAAAAGCAAAGGUGGAAUGCUAUCGACAAUCCAGCAAAGAUUCAAAUCCGGACAAAGAUUCAAACCCGGAGUGGAAGGAUAAUGGGAGGGCAGAAGGUCCGCCACCAUCUCAGGAGCCGGAGCCUGAGCCUGAGCCUGAGCCUGAGGUGGAACCCGAAGCAGAGAAGGAGAAACAGGCGCGGAACUUGAAGAAGAAGCUACGGCAAGCACGACAAUUGCGAGAGAAGAAGGAUAAAGGAGAAAGUUUGCUCCCUGAGCAGUUCGAGAAAGUUAUCAAAAUCCAGGAGCUAAUACGACAAUUGGACAGUCUAGGCUUUGAUAGCGAUGGAGCUAAGAAGGCACAUGAUGUGUGA
Molecule: messenger RNA, 705 nt
Organism: Letharia lupina
Lineage: Eukaryota; Fungi; Ascomycota; Lecanoromycetes; Lecanorales; Parmeliaceae
Exons: 1
Coding region: 1-705 (234 amino acids)
Biological process (GO): exon-exon junction complex disassembly
Cellular component (GO): cytoplasm; exon-exon junction complex
Molecular function (GO): RNA binding
Source: RefSeq, a predicted model, not a curated record